Molecule: messenger RNA, 2040 nt
Organism: Phyllotreta striolata
Lineage: Eukaryota; Metazoa; Arthropoda; Insecta; Coleoptera; Chrysomelidae
Source: the annotation of a GenBank genome assembly
AUGUCUUGUCCGUUCAGACGUACCUCCAACACCAUCCAAAAUGGUGCUACGGCGGCGUUGAAGCGAAGCAUGACUCAGAAACAGAGUUCGAUACAGAUCCCGGACGAGCAGGACGAGGAGAACAGAAACACACUCAAUUUGAAGCACUUGAGCGAAGCAAUACUAAUUUUAACAUCACCAACGAACGAAGCUGUACAACAAGCACUGGCAUCCUUAGUGUUAAAGGAGUACAAUCCGUAUAAAUAUAAAUGCUUAGAUAAACUACCGCAAAAUGUCACAAAUUGUCCAAACUAUGCUUAUUUAGAAGAUCUCUACGACACUAUUAAACUCGAAAAUGACAUAGACGAAACGCAAUUCUUCGACCUUUUAGGUCAAGAAUUGAUCAGCCUGUCGUGCACGGAGCGAACGGAGCGCGCCUUCACGUGCUUGGGCGGCAAUCUUAGGGAAUUCCUGACCACGCUCGACGGCGUUUACGACGUCCUGAAGUAUCAGAACAACGGGCGCGAGCACGAGCACGACGCCGACGCCUUCAUGUGCACGGCCUCCGAGGAGGAAAACAUCCAGCUGGAUUUUACGACGGAGAGGCCGGCUGUCGCCUAUCUGCUGGUCGGGUGCCUGAAGGCCAUCGCGAAGAUUUUGUAUGAAACGCAGGUGGAGGUGGCGCUAGUGCAGGACGACGUGGACAAAAGGCAUUUUAGAUAUCACAUGAAGUUAAAUUCGUCGGCAACGAAGCAGCUGUUUUUAUGCAAAAAGCUCAUGCCUGAGUUCGCCAGUCACAAGCUCCAGAUGGGCGUUAAUACGUUCUGUAAAGCUUUUCCUUGGCAUUUUGUCUUAGAUCGUCGUUUGGAAUUGGUGCAGCUGGGCAGCGGUUUCAUGCGAUUGUUCGGUCGAUUUCUGACCACGCUCGGGGCAUCGGUGGCCACUUAUUUCGAAUUUCAACGACCCAGAAGCAUCACGCUAUCUUUUGACGAAAUUAUCAAGAGAGCAAAUACUCCGUUCCUGUUGAGCAUUAAGAAGUUAAACACUUCCGGCGAUUUCUCGGCCGAGGGUCUUAAGCUCAAAGGACAGAUGGUGUUCUGCUCGGAGUCGAAUUCCAUAUUGUUCAUCGGCUCGCCUUUUAUCGACGGGCUGGAGGGCCUCACCGGAAGCGGCCUCUUCAUCUCGGACAUUCCCCUGCACGACGCUACCAGGGAUGUCAUUUUAGUCGGAGAGCAAGCCAGAGCACAAGAUGGGCUGCGAAGGCGUAUGGAUAAGCUGAAGAGCUCGAUCGAAGAGGGAAACAGGGCCGUGGAUAAAGAACGCGAGAAAAACGUCAGUUUACUGCACUUAAUCUUUCCCCCGGAUAUCGCUAAAAGGUUGUGGUUGGGUGAAACCAUCGAGGCAAAGACGCACGAAGACGUCACGAUGCUCUUCAGCGACAUCGUCGGUUUCACGUCGAUUUGCUCGACGGCCACUCCUAUGAUGGUCAUUAACAUGCUUCAGAACCUCUACAACAAGUUCGAUACGUUUUGCGAACAAAUCGAUGUCUAUAAGGUGGAAACUAUCGGCGACGCGUACUGCGUUGCCGGAGGUCUUCACAAAGAAACGCACACUCACGCUCAGCAGAUCGCUUGGAUGGCGCUCAAGAUGAUCGAAGUUUGCUCAUUGCACCAAACUCACCAAGGACAGCCGAUCAAGAUGCGCAUCGGCCUCCAUACGGGGUCCGUGCUGGCCGGGGUCGUCGGAGUGAAAAUGCCGCGUUAUUGCAUGUUCGGUCACAACGUCACCAUCGCCAACAAAUUCGAAUCCGGCAGCGAGCCCCUGAGGAUAAACAUCAGUCCCACGACGUUCGUGCGUCUGACGAGAGCGGGCGGCUUCGUGACGGAAGAGCGGGAUCCGAGCUGCCUGCCCAAGGACUUCCCCGCCCACGUGCCGGGAACGUGCCACUUUCUGGUGGACUACAAGCACUCGAAGUUGGCCGAGGAGGCGCCGAUCGCGAGGCACAUCGAAGCCGGUCUGCUGGACAUCGGGCUCAAGUGGAACGACGCCGAGGCUUCUUAA